This is a messenger RNA of Bombus impatiens (common eastern bumble bee), 949 nucleotides long. RefSeq lists its product as uncharacterized. Bases 67 to 849 code for a protein of 260 amino acids. The record is from RefSeq and is a predicted model, not a curated record. Gene Ontology annotation, biological process: sensory perception of taste. NCBI's taxonomy places the organism in Eukaryota, Metazoa, Arthropoda, Insecta, Hymenoptera, Apidae. The transcript is spliced from 5 exons. Gene Ontology annotation, cellular component: membrane.
AAUAAUUCUUCUCCCUAUUUUCCAAAAUUAUACUGUUAUUACAGUUGGCUAGGAUCGCGAAUUAAGAUGAUAAACGAGCUUCUCGAAACGUUCCUCUUGGAGAAAAACAAAGUAAAAGCAGAGGACUCCAAUACGGAGACCAUCUUUGAACCAAGUCAUAAUGUUCGAAACAAAUUUGAAUUGAACAAUUGGCUGCCCGAACGAUCUUUAAAUAUUCUAGAAGUAUCUACGACGAGCGGCGUUUCGAAUGUAAAACAAAAGAUCGUCCAAGAAAAAGUUCAUAUACUUCGGCAAAUUAGGUUCGUGCAUCUACAAGUGUGCAAGGUAUCGAGGAUGGUGAACGAUAUAUUCAACGCCCAAAUAUUAAUAUACACGAUUGCGACACUGCUAUACUUUACUAUAUGUGUCUACAGCUUGUACAUGAUUUAUCACAGAAAUCCUAAUGAUAUAAUAGAUCGAUUCGAUAUGACAGUGAUAUAUUUGUUGGACAGCAUGGUUGGAGUCUUGAAGAUCGCUUUAAUGAGCUACGACUGCGAAUAUACAAUGAAACAGGCUAACAAAACGAUAGGAAACAUCCACGCGUAUCCUGUGCACGAAGGAAACGCAGAAUUAACAGAUGAGAUCCUCCAUUUUUGUUGGCAAAUAUCGUACACGCAACUUGAGAAAACGAAAUCGGUUCAUUAUAUAUUGAACUAUGGAUUCGUCCGUUACUGUCUCAACUUCGUAAUAUCUUAUUUGGUGAUUAUGAUACAAUGGAGCCAAAACUUGCUAAAGAACGAUCCAAUGAUAAUCGCAAACGAAACCACCACUUUUCAAACGUUACAAGAGAAUACGAGCAUAGUGGUAUAAUAGCAUAACGUUGGAUACUUUUCGAUAACGUCAUAUUAUGGAAUUGUAAAAGUCGCACAUGAGAACUGUAAUUAAUCAUUAAUAAACUGCACCUCAUAAA